Molecule: messenger RNA, 1558 nt
Organism: Zophobas morio
Lineage: Eukaryota; Metazoa; Arthropoda; Insecta; Coleoptera; Tenebrionidae
Product: aldehyde dehydrogenase family 3 member B1-like
Exons: 2
Coding region: 72-1556 (494 amino acids)
Biological process (GO): aldehyde metabolic process
Cellular component (GO): cytoplasm
Molecular function (GO): aldehyde dehydrogenase (NAD+) activity
Source: RefSeq, a predicted model, not a curated record
AAUGCAGUGUGCAUCCUCAUUCACCGUACGCAACUUUCCAACACUUGGCUUCAGUCCCACAUUAUUCGACAAUGUCACAACACCACAAAAACCCCUCGAAAAUAGUGGCCAAAGCGAGGGAGAACUUCACCAAAGGUCUCACCAAAACCCUGACCCAACGCACCAACUUCCUCAAAAGUUUCUUCAAAUUUUUGAAAGAUAAUGAAGAAGCGAUUAUCACGGCGAUAUUCCAGGACGUGCGAAAACACAGGCAAGAGUCCCGUUUGGAAAUUUCCAUGGCUCAGAGUCACGUCAGGUACUUGAUUGAUAAUUUGCCGAAGUGGGUGGUUUGUGAUAAACCGCCGAAGCGAUGGGUGGAUGUGUUGGAUGGGUUGUACGUGUACAGUGACCCAUAUGGUGUGGUGUUGGUGAUGUGUACUUGGAACGUACCGCUUUUGACGCUGCUACCAGCCGCAGGGGCUAUCGCAGCGGGUAAUUGCGUCGUGAUCAAACCCUCGCACAACUCACCCAAUUUGGGGCACCUUUUGGACACGACUUUACGCAAGUAUUUGGACCCGGAGUGCUUCCCAGUGUUUUUGGGGAAUACAGACGAAACGAAGCUUCUUCUGCAGGAACGCUUCGACUAUAUUUACUACACAGGGUCCACGAAUUUCGGCAAAAUUGUCCAUUUGGCUGCGAAUAAAUUUCUAACUCCGACUACGCUAGAAAUGGGUGGAAAAAACCCGGUUUAUGUUGACCCCAGUGCCGAUUUAGAGUUAGCAGCGACGAGGAUAAUGUGGGGGAAGUGUUUCAAUUCGGGACAAACCUGUAUAGCCCCAGACUACGUCCUGUGUCCCAAAUCUCUCCAAAACAAGUUUGUCAAAUACGCCAAAGCUGCAUUGUUCCGUUUUUUCAAAAACGACCCAAAUUCCUGUCCCAUUGUUACCGACCAACAUUUCAAACGACUGGUGGAGUUGUUGCGCGGGCUUACCAUAGUAGCAGGAGGUCACACAGAUCCUUUGCAAAACUACAUAGAGCCGACCAUUGUUGUCGACGUACCUUCGAACCACCCCAUCAUGCAGGAGGAAAUCUUCGGACCCAUUUUGCCCAUUAUCACUAUCAACAAUUGCGAAAAAGCUGUAGAGUUUAUCAAUGGGGGCGAAAAGCCUCUAGCUCUGUACGUUUUUACUAAAGAUAUGGCCGUUAAGGACUAUUUUAUUGACAAUGUGACUUGUGGUGGCGUCACGAUCAAUGACACCUUGAUGCAUCUGAUGGUCGAGGAACUACCAUUCGGAGGAGUGGGGAUGAGUGGUAUGGGGCGCUACAAGGGUAGGGACAGUUUUGAUACCUUUAGCCACAAGAAGAGCGUCCUGGUUAAAAAUUCCUGGAGGAUCGUCGAAAAAAUCAACGAGUUGAGGUACCCUCCUUAUUCGGGGCGCAAAACCAACAUAGCUGCUUUAUUGCUUCAGUACCGACGGGGACUAUCUUUGAACUGGGUUACGUAUGUUCUGGUGUUCCUGAUCGGUCUCUGCGCUGGUUUUCUCCUGUAUUAUGUUCUUGAUGUACAUUUGUUGUAAGA